Molecule: messenger RNA, 948 nt
Organism: Malus domestica (apple)
Lineage: Eukaryota; Viridiplantae; Streptophyta; Magnoliopsida; Rosales; Rosaceae
Source: RefSeq, a predicted model, not a curated record
CAGUUGCAGAAUCACCACUAAAUUAUUGCCAUAUCCGCAUUCGACUCAGAUACCGUUUCUAUUCCCGUUUGAUUUGCUCCACUACCAGGACAUGACGAGCAUAAUUUCAAGUCACCGUUGUAAUUGGUCGUUUGGAGUUCAGGAGACUGUUAACGUAGGAAAAGGAUUCAACAAGGUUUUGUUCCCGGGAUGUAAUGGUUCAUACUUCCCUUCAAGAGGAUUGGGUUUUUCCACCGGUAAUUGCCACAUUCGUCAUCAAAGUAAUCGGAGACAUAGGCCCAUCUUUUCGAGUACAACAGAUGAUGGCAACGACAUAAAUCCAGAUGACUCGGAAGAUACAAGUGAUGCAAAAGAAACCGGAGGGGUGGAUAAUAAUGAAAUGCUGAGAGAGAAUCUUGAAAGACUGGUUGGUAGAGAUGAUUCCGCGUUUAGCGGGAUAGACCUCGCAACUCUUAUUAGGAACAAGUACGGCAGGUCCUAUGACGUUCAACUCAUCAAGAAGGAGUUCCUUGGAAGAAAUCUCCUUGCUUUGAAUGUCAUGUGGAAGUAUAUGGAGCAGAGAUCGUUUCCACUGACGGAAGAAGAGUAUCUGUUGAGGCUCGACGACGUUGCAAACACGUUGAAAUGCUGGGGAGCUGUGUCUCAUAUCCGAAACAGCCUAGCAACGGUGAAAGAGAGGCCUCGGAUAGGAAAGGCAGUUAGCAUUUUCAUAGACAUGGACGAGUCUGGAGGGCGUGCAAAUGAAUGGAUUUACAAGUAAAUUUGGGCAAGAGUUUGGAGUUGAAAGCAAAUUGUACACUCGUUUGCAUAUUUAUGCAGCAUAUAAAAGCUCAGAGCUGCUAGAUUAAUUAGCUAUAUAGCACAAAUACGUCAGUCUGAGAGACUUGUUUGAGGACCGACACAAAUGUUCAAUAUAAAUAUUGUUUUUUUAACAAACGAUAUUAUCUA